Molecule: messenger RNA, 2019 nt
Organism: Chelonoidis abingdonii (Abingdon island giant tortoise)
Lineage: Eukaryota; Metazoa; Chordata; Testudines; Testudinidae
Gene: GLE1
Product: GLE1 RNA export mediator
Biological process (GO): poly(A)+ mRNA export from nucleus
Cellular component (GO): nuclear pore cytoplasmic filaments; cytoplasm; nuclear pore
Molecular function (GO): phospholipid binding; translation initiation factor binding; inositol hexakisphosphate binding
Source: RefSeq, a predicted model, not a curated record
UGAGCCCUGGGCGGGGUCGAGAUGCCGUCGGAGCGGUAUCGCUGGGAGACCCUGGAGGCGCUGAAGGGCUCCAGCAAGGGGCAGCUGAGCUACUCGCGGGACUGGCUGCUGCGGGGUGAGGAUAUUUUGGAAGGAUGCAAGUCCCCUCCCAAGUUGUCAUCCUACUCUGGCUGGGUGCUGGAUCGAGUGAUCUCCCAGUCUCUACAGGAAACACCUCUCUCCCGAAGUCCAACACCCAGUGAAUCAAUUUCCUAUACAGAUGACCAGCUGCCCUCCCUUGCAAAGACCACUUCUGUCGGCCAGCUGGGCUCCUCACCACUUUCAUCUGCAGCACCCAGUGAAACAAAGGGCAAUGAAGAUCUUAGUCUGCUGGAGACAGACCAUGAAGUCCAUCUUAUGGUUCUACCAUCUAAAGUUACAGAAGUGGAAGGCUGCAUAUGGAUGUACGAGGAGGUCCAUAGGUUGAAAGGAAAGGAGGGGCUCAGGCAGCGGCAGGAGCAACAAGAGCAGGUGGUGAGGGCGGUUUCUGACAUGGCGAGUGAGCAGCUGAAACGCUUUGAUGAGCUGAAGGAAUUAAAACAGCACCAGGAAUACCAGGACCUGCAGGAAGUGAUGGAGAAGAGCUCCAGGGAGGCCCAGGGUCAGCAGGAGAAGUUGAAAGAGGAACAUCGACACAGAGCAAAGAUUUUAAACCUGAAACUUCGUGAAGCAGAACAGCAGCGUCAGCGUCAGGAGGAGUUGGAGCGUCUGCGCAAGGAAGAAGGCCAGGAAAGGUUGCGUCGCCUCUAUUCCAUCCAGGAAGAGGUGCUGCAGCUUAACCAACAGAUUGACCCCAACUACAGACAUAAAGACUUGCCAAGGAUAGAUCUCUCAGGGUUCAGUAACCGUGGCAACCAGAUCUGCGGGCUUGUGUCAGGGCUCAUUCGCACCACUAGUGAGAGAGGUUUCCCUACUCAGGUAGAUGUAGCCAACACUGAGCGAGCACUGCAGGAAAUGCGAGGGUUAAUAUCUAGCAUGCAACAAGAAAUUGCCACAGCUUUGGAAGAGAAAAGGAAGCGGGAUGAAGAAGAGGAGAGAGAGAGGCAGAAGGAGUUACAGAAACAAGAGCAGAUGAAGACCCAGACUCCAGUCCCUGCACAACAUCCACGGGGAAAAGAGCAGAAGGAAGUAUUAGGACUUCAGGUUAAGGCAGAGGAGAGCACAAUGCAGUGGUACCAGCAAUUGCAGGAUGCCUCUGACCAGUGUGUUGCUUCCUUUAGUGGACUGACUGACUGCAAAGACAAUCAGGUGAAGCAUAUCAGAAUGGAUCUCCAGAAAGCAGCCAGCAUCCCUGUGAGCCAGAUUUCUUCCAUAGCAGGCUCUCAGCUAAGAGAGAUAUUUGACAAAAUCAAUAACCUUCUCUCUGGAAAGUCUGUUCAGUCUGGAGGACGAACUGUGUCAGUGACUCAACAUCCACAGGGUCUGGAUUUUGUUUAUUACAAACUGGCGGAGAAAUUUGUGAAACAAGGAGAGGAGGAAGUGGCUUCUCACCACGAGGCAGCUUUCCCAAUUGCUGUGGUGGCUUCAGGAAUCUGGGAAUUACACCCCAGGGUGGGAGACUUCAUUUUAGCUCACCUGCACAAAAAGUGCCCCUACUCUGUACCAUUUUAUCCUGCGUUCAAGGAGGGGACUCCCAUAGAAGAGUAUCAGAGGAUACUUGGUUAUCAAGUUAAGGAUUCCAAGAUAGAGCAGCAGGAUAAUUUUCUUAAACGGAUGUCUGGAAUGAUCCGUCUUUAUGCUGCUAUCAUUCAACUACGGUGGCCUUAUGGAAACAAACAAGUGAGUCACCCUCAUGGGCUGGGCCAUGGAUGGCGCUGGCUGGCUCAAAUGUUGAACAUGGAGCCUCUCUCUGAUGUGACAGCUACGCUUCUCUUUGAUUUCUUAGAGGUGUGUGGCAAUGCGCUUAUGAAACACUACCAGGUCCAGUUCUGGAAGAUGCUGCUACUUAUCAGAGAAGACUAUUUUCACAGGUAUGACACA